AAUGUUGCCGCCGCCGCGUUCGGCAGGGACUGCGUUCCGUUCGCGCGUCUCCAGACUGAGUGGAGUUAGUGGUUCAUGUGGAUCGUGUUCGAGCGUCUGUCUGUUUGAAUGUCUGUGUGGGAGAGAAAUAAUUACUGAGAUUGUGGAGCCAGCUUUCUCCAUGCACUCGGAUGUUGGGAUAUUAAGAUUUAAACUACACUGGAUUCUCGUUGUUGCAGACUGGAAUGAUCAGCACGAUUCGGAAUUAACUGUCUUUCAGUGUGGACAUCUCUGCAUUUUGUCUUUUGACUCCAAUCCAAGAUGGGUAAUGGACUUUCAGAUCAAACUCCUAUUUUAUCAAGUUUUCCAUCUUUUCAGUCUCUCCACAUCGUUAUUCUGGGUUUAGACUGUGCUGGUAAAACUACUGUUUUGUACAGAUUACAGUUCAAUGAAUUUGUCAACACUGUUCCAACAAAAGGAUUUAAUACUGAAAAAAUCAGAGUGACUUUGGGUAACUCAAAAGCAGUGACUUUCCACUUCUGGGAUGUAGGUGGUCAAGAGAAACUGAGACCACUGUGGAAAUCUUAUACACGCUGCACAGAUGGUAUUAUUUUUGUGGUGGACUCCGUAGAUGUGGAAAGAAUGGAGGAAGCCAAAACUGAAUUGCACAAAAUAACCAGGAUCUCUGAGAACCAAGGAGUGCCGGUACUUUUGAUUGCCAACAAACAAGAUCUCAGGAACUGCCUCUCACUCUCUGAAGUGGAAAAACUGUUAGCUUUAAGCGAAAUAAGUUCUUCCACCCCCUGGCACCUUCAACCUACCUGUGCCAUAAUAGGAGAUGGACUUAGAGAGGGACUGGAAAAACUUUAUGAAAUGAUCAUUAAAAGACGAAAAAUGUUGAAACAGCAAAAAAAGAAGAGAUGAAUGUACAGAGGUUAAAGAUAUUUUGUAUUUUUAAAAGCUGAAAUAUUGCUACACUGGUCAUUACACCUUUAGCCUUUUGACAACAUUUAUGUUGAAAAUGUGAGUCUAGUGAGAUCAAAGGCAAAGUUUAUUUGUGGGAUCACAGAGGAAGUGGAUAUGAUAAUUAAGUAUGGAGAGCAGUUAUGCUGGCAUAAAACUGUCAGCAUCCUUUAUUAUUAGACCAAAAUAUAUUCAGAUCUUUAGUAUUUUAUUUUCUAUUCAUUAGCUUUCUAAUGUCUGGUUGUGUUUAAGUGUGUGUGUUUGUGUGUCGUGUGUUCCAUUUUUGAGGCCUGAAAGACUAGGUACCUGCACAGCACAACUUUUUUUGGGCAAAUUGGGCACUAAAAAUAUUUGGAUGUGAACUAUUGCAAUACAAGAAACAUCUGCCAAAAUUACAUGGAGAAGAAAAUGGCUGCUACAGAUUGUAGUUUUUUUUUAUCUUUGGCUAGGAGACUAAAUGAGAUGCUACUGGAAUUGAGAAAGGCACAAAAUGCUUCACCUAUGUUUGUCUGUAGUGUUAGAGUUGUUGGCAAGCAUGCUUCUUUUAAUAAGACAGUGGAAAAUGUGCAGUGUCAGAACUAGAGGUCUCUGAGGAGAAAGGAGGGAAAGCCUGGAACACUGAUUAACUGACCUUGAACCUCGUCUACUGAGAGCUUUUUUUAUAGACAGGAAUGUAGCAAUCACAUGUUAGUCUGUUCUUGUUACUGAUAUUCACGUUAAAGUAGCUGCAAAGCCUCAUUUCUAAGCAGUGUUAACAUUUGGGAGGUAGAUUUUUUACCGUAUAUAAGCUGUGACUUGAGAUGUGGUAGAAACUUAAAACCUGUCGGUCUGUGUAUGUUGCCAACUAUGAAAUGUUCCUAUUAAAGCUAUUUAGGCAAGCUUUGCCAUUAAUUGUGGCGUUUGGUGCCAUCUUUUUAUGAGUUUCUCCAUGUGUGGAUUUUGUUAUAUUUUAUUUUCUUUAAAAGGUUUCAAAAUCUUUGUAUAUAUUAAUGUUAGAAAAUAGCCACUCUUGGCUAGUGGUCUCAAGAAGAAUUAGAGAACUGUUCAGUCUGGCUGGAAGUAAUGUACUUGUUUACUGCUUCAAAGGGAUGGUAUCAUUCUAAUGAAACUACAAUUGGCUAGCAACCCAAACCUAGCUUUUCUAUUUAGGAUUAUUUAGAUGAGUGCGCACAGAUUAUACAGAUCCAUGAAAAUUCUUAAGUUAUUCCAAAUUCAAAUGCAACUUUUUUAUUCAAUUAUUCUCCUCAGCAUACAAGACCACAGCAGGUCAUUUCUGAACUUGUGCUUUAUUGUAGAAUUUGUCAUUCUACAUAUGAACAUGCCAGAAGAAGUUAUAGAAUAUUUAAACUUGUUAAGCCAUCUGUUGAUUUUUUUUAAUAUAAGACUACAUUCCUCCUAUUACAAAUAUGAAAUCACAAAAAGUUUUUGUUAUAAAAUUUUCUAAAAUUUCAGAUAAAAAUAAUGAUACCAAUUUGACCAUUGGAAUGCUGACAGCAAUACAUUUGUUUAAAAUUGAUUAUCGUUAAUUUUUCAACAUUUAAAGUGCAGACCUGUGUGUCCUUAGAUGAUGAUGAGCAAUCUUUUCAAAUGUUUAACCAAAGUUCUCCACCUAAGGAAAAACAAGGCAACAUAAAGAUAGCAUUGUUCUUUACACAAGAUGUGGAUUGGAUAAAUUUUCCUCCUUUUCUGCAAUUAAGUUACAACCUCACUAUAUCUAUAAAUUCUUAACAUUUUUGUAAAUAUCUGUUUGAUGUUUCCUCCUUUUUUUGAGAUUCGAAAGCUAUUAGAGCUCUGCACUUUGUUGUAAACAGCUGAGAAAAUUUGAGAAAAAGCUUAAAUUUUCAGAUUUGAAAUUGAAACCUAAGGGCUCUGUUGAAAGCAAACAACACCCCUGGCACAAAAAACAUUUAUCACCUGCAAAGAACUGUGUAGUAUCUUGCAGAUUAUAAAGUUUAUUUACUUCAAGUAUUUUCUAUGAUUCAAAAAAGCAGGUCAAUUCACUUUAAAUUUGUUUAUUAUUAAACCUGAUCACUUGCAGAAAAGUAGCAAAAGCAAACCAAUUAGUCUGACAUUGAAGUCUUAAAAGAAAAAUGUAUUGAUGCUAUUACAAGCUAUUUUCUAGCUGCAAUGAAGUUGCAUCUGAACUUCCUUUGGAUGACGUAAGGCUGUUGUCAAUGUUUUACUGUACUGAUUCUGAUACUGUAAAUAUCUUCUGUUUUUGACUUGUACAGUGGCUUCAGGAAAUGCACUUUAAUGUUCAUUAAAGAUAAACAGCUUUGUGUAACAUCUGUUUUAAUAACUUGUUUUAAGAAUUGAAUGACCUCUGUUCGAUUUGUCUUUGGUUAAGUGUUUCCACCUGCACUAGUGGCAUUGCUGUCAUUUGAUUGGAAAAAUUCUUUAUAUUUAUAUAAAUGUUGGAACUUAAUAAAUACUUCACUGAAUAAA
Molecule: messenger RNA, 3387 nt
Organism: Hemiscyllium ocellatum (epaulette shark)
Lineage: Eukaryota; Metazoa; Chordata; Chondrichthyes; Orectolobiformes; Hemiscylliidae
Gene: arl4aa
Product: ADP-ribosylation factor-like 4aa
Exons: 2
Coding region: 301-903 (200 amino acids)
Biological process (GO): intracellular protein transport; vesicle-mediated transport
Cellular component (GO): cytoplasm
Molecular function (GO): GTP binding; GTPase activity
Source: RefSeq, a predicted model, not a curated record